AUGGAUUCUGCUACCUACGCUCUUGACAACAUGGCCAGCUUGAAUACUGAUCUAACUGAUGGGACUACUUCAAGAUCAUCGUCAACAACAAAAUCAGUGUCACUCGAUGGUUUAAUACGAUUGUGCGGCGAUCUCGGCCCAUUUCAGUUCAUACAUUUUUUCUUUAUCAAUCUGAUUUCGAUGAGUGCUGGUAUGGUUGCUUUCUAUUAUGUGUACGGAGCAGCAGAACCCAAGCAUCGUUGCCAAUUGUCGCCGUCUGUAUGGCCAAACGACGUACACUAUUGGCCGAUAAAUCAAACACAUGAAUUUUAUAUCAACGCCUACAUUCCAAAAGAAAAAGAUGGCAUAUGGAAUAAAUGUAUGCGCUCUACAAUGAAAGAUAGGAAUUCAACACUUCUCAACUGUCCAAAUGGUUGGGCCUACGAUCGAUCUGUUUUCGGAUACACUUUUACUGAAGAAGCUAAUCUUGUUUGUUAUCAUACACCAAAGAAAAGUUGGGUGUCUACAUUGAUGCAGACAGGUGGCUUCUCAUUGCUUUUAAUCGGUUCUUUAGGUGAUAAAUACGGACGAAGAAAGACAACGAUUAUAACGACUAUUUUUCUUUGUGUAAUGUGUCUUCUAACACAAAUUUCUAUGCAAUGGAUACCAAUGACAGUGGAUACCAAGUUUGGCUUAUUGCUUCUCAAUCAGCUAGUAUCGGGUCUUACUGUGUCGACUUACAGUGUUGCUUUCAUUUUAAUGCUCGAAUUAACAUCAGCAGCUCACACAAGUCUCGUUGGAAACAUAGCAUUGGUCGCAUUUACAAUUGGCGAAGCCAUUCUUACUCUAUGUGCCUAUCUCACAUUCGAUUGGGAACUACUCAAAUGGACUAAUACUUUUUUUAUUGCCUUGGUUUUGCCUUAUCUUUACUUUAUGCCCGAAACACCAUUUUAUCUCUCUGGUAAACGACAGUAUACUGAACUCGAAGCACUUUUGCGUCGUAUAGCGACACGAAAUAAUCGAUCUGAAGCUGAAUGGUAUCCAUCAUAUCAAGAAUUCUUACGUGAUCAAUCAAUGGCAGAUGUUCACAAUGAAAGAAAAAUGCCAUUUCAUCAACAACUUCGUCAACUUUUUUCAAAUCGAGACAGUCUCAUCAAGCUAUUUAUUAUCAAUCUUAUUGGUUUCACAACGUACCUUCUUUAUUAUGAAAUAAGUUACGGUCUUGAAGUUUUAAAUAUAUCUCCAUAUAUUGGGAUACUCAUCGGAGCUGUUGUUGAAGCUGCCGGUUACAUAACAAGUUCUUUACUUAUAGUCACAAAAUUCGCCCGUAAAGGUUCAUUCAUUCUUAUGCUAGGUCUCACAACGAUUUGCGUUCUCAUCAUACCUUUCAUUGAGAAACAUAGUGCACUCGCUAGUGUAUUCAUUGCUCAAUUUGGUAAAUAUACAGUAUCGGGAGCAAUAUCGGUCUCUUGGAUAUUCGUACCAGAACUCUUUCAAACUUCUAUUCGCAGUAGUGCAAAUGGACUUUUUAUUGCUUUUAGUCAUCUUGGAGCUAUUAUUGCACCGGUUAUCAAUACUUCCGUGAACGAAACAUACUUACCAAUAACAUACUAUGCAUCAUCCGCUUUAGCUUUCAUCGUCGUUUUGUUAACAAUGCUCUUGCCCGAAACAAAAGAUAAAACAAUGGAUGCUUGA
This is a messenger RNA of Rotaria socialis, 1674 nucleotides long. The record is from the annotation of a GenBank genome assembly. NCBI's taxonomy places the organism in Eukaryota, Metazoa, Rotifera, Eurotatoria, Philodinida, Philodinidae.